AUGAGGGAACUUAAUAUAGGAGUAGCUGCAAUCUCUGAACCACCAUUCAUAGCAAAUCGAGCAAAUUGGUUUCGCAGCAGGAAUGGACUCGCAAUGGUCUUCCAUGACACUAGGUUCACCGGUGCCUCGCCAGUUCUGGCGUUUCAAGGCAACAAUGUGGUAGCAGUUAGGAUGGGAGAGAUCGACCUGGUGUCGUGCUAUGUUUCACCCAACAUUCCUAGAGGAGAAUUCCUGGAAUUUGUGGACGAACUCAACGACGCUCUUGCCCACUCAAGGAAUAAAAUCUUAAUAUGUGGAGAUUUUAACUCAAAAUCCAAAUCAUGGGCAACUAGUGACCUAAGACUGCUUAACACCGGGAAGGAUCCCACUUGCAUCCGAGCCCAGGGCUGCUCAAUUAUUGACCUCACAUGGGCCAGCCCUGGUCUUGCAAGAUAUAUCAACUCGUGGCAAAUACUGGACCUGUCCACUCUAUCGGACCAUGUUUAUAUAGUGGUCAGGUUCGAUACUAUCAGGCAUGUCGAGAAUAAUUGGAUGAGGAAGAAAAUCCGGAGAUGGAAUUGGAAGAAGGCUGAUUGGGGAAAAUUCCAAGACUCCCUCCUAUGGAGCUGUACGAGCAACCUUUCGAACAUUGAUGUAGAGCCAGAUGUGGACAAGAUCGCCGACACACUGGAUGCUGAAAUGAAAAUGGCAUGUGACAACUCUGCCCCUAAAGCGCUUCCGCCUCAGGGCAAGAAAAGUGUUUAUUGGUGGAACGAUACUAUCGCGGAAGUCAGAGCUGACACCAAUGCGGCAUACCGCGCAUGGAAAAGACUCAGACGAACUUGCAACCCGAGCCCACAGGAGGAGGAACUAUUAAGACAGAGAUACAGGACAACACGAAAGAAGCUUAGGGCAGAAAUCAGCAAGGCCAAAACUAUUGCGUGGAAAGAGCUGCUCGAUGCAGUGGAAUCCGACCCGUGGGGCCUCCCCUAUAGACUUGUUCUUAACAAGCUUAAGAGCUCGUCCUGCAACAUCCUUGAAAAUCUGGAUAAAGACUCUAGAAGACAGUUGAUCGCUAAGUUAUUCCCGUCGGGCGAAACGCAUGACCCCUCAACGCUAUGGGAAGACUGGUCAGAUGAGGACUGGAACGAAGAUUGGUCGGUAACACCUGGAGAGGUAUUCAAGGUGUUCAAGAAAAGAGAAAUAUCUGGUAACACAUCUCCGGGUCCCGAUGGGGUCCCUGCAAAAGCUUGGAAAAAGUCCCUUCCGAAUUCUUAG
Cataglyphis hispanica is the source of this 1257-nucleotide messenger RNA. RefSeq lists its product as uncharacterized. The record is from RefSeq and is a predicted model, not a curated record. Gene Ontology annotation, molecular function: catalytic activity. Bases 1 to 1257 code for a protein of 418 amino acids. Lineage: Eukaryota; Metazoa; Arthropoda; Insecta; Hymenoptera; Formicidae. The transcript has 2 exons.